Messenger RNA from Aspergillus homomorphus CBS 101889, 1230 nucleotides. RefSeq lists its product as uncharacterized. Lineage: Eukaryota; Fungi; Ascomycota; Eurotiomycetes; Eurotiales; Aspergillaceae. The transcript has 5 exons. The coding region runs from base 13 to 1230 and encodes 405 amino acids. The record is from RefSeq and is a predicted model, not a curated record.
GUACGCAAUGCUAUGGCCGAGGAUCCCGCAAUCCGCGCCCUGUUUGGACCGGCGCCUGCAACUGUCAACCUAAAUGCGAGCGCCGUGGCUGUUAAUAAUGGCGCUGUCAUUGCCAUGCUGUCUCUGGCAGCGGUGGCAGUUAUGCUGCGCUUCAUCGCGCGACUUGUUCUCCGCAAUGCCCUCAUGGCGGAUGACUGGGCCAUUAUUGCUGCCUUGAUCUGCAUUGGCGCUACUACCGGCUUGAGCAUUGCAGGAGGCGCUACCGGGGCUGGAAGGCACAUCUGGUCUGUUACACUGGAAGAGCUGAUGCACUUGUAUAGGGUCAGUUCAAGACUUCCUUCCCAACCCGCACUCUUAUUUUCCUACACAUUCAUCUACGCCGCCUCUUGCACCUGCACCAGACUCUCUAUUCUCUUCUUCUAUUGGAGAGUCUUCUCGCCUCUGAAACCAUUUUUAAGAGUAGCGCUCAUCUUCGGAGCAUUCCUCACGCUAUCCUAUCCUAUCAUCGUCUGGGUGACCAUGAGCAACUCCUGUAAACCCGUCACUUACUUCUGGACACAAUUCAGUGGGACCAGUGGGCAGUGCAUCGACGUCGACCGCUUCUUCCUGGCAGCGGGUAUACUCAACAUGCUCAAUGAUUUCAUUAUCCUAAUCAUUCCCUUCCCUCGCAUUGUCAAAUUGCAGAUGAGUGUCCAGAAAAAGGUGGCAAUUAGUGGGAUUAUGGCCGUGGGCAUCUUUGUCUGUAUCGCCAGUAUCGUCCGCAUCCGGUAUCUGUCCAUUUUUAUGAGCUCGGUGGAUCUGACCUGGCUCAUGGGGCCAGUCUUCAUCUGGUCGAGCAUUGAACCCUCGGUCGCGGUUGUCUGUGCCUGCAUGCCUCAUCUCGCCCCCCUGGCACGGCUUGCGCACCGGUCCAUUUCGUCCAGCUUUCAUUCUCGCCGAUCGGCCACCGAGUCAUCAGGCAAACCACGAAGGCACCGAAGAGAGUCACGGCAGGGAGUGCAGAAGGGACAUCGAUCCAGUCAUUGGGGUCCGACCUUUGACUUCGGAUUUGAGCAACUGAAGAAGACGGCCAACGAUGACGAGAUCGGACUCACCAACUUUGUCACGGCCGGACCUAUCAUAGGCAAAGACUCGUCGAUAGAGUCAGUGUUGGAGGCGUAUGCUCGUGAUCACGAGAUUGCCGUGCAGUCCAGUUUUGUACAGUCAUCCUCGCAGAAACAUGCGCUGUAG